Messenger RNA from Nematocida minor, 951 nucleotides. RefSeq names its product replication factor C subunit 3/5. NCBI's taxonomy places the organism in Eukaryota, Fungi, Microsporidia. The record is from RefSeq and is a predicted model, not a curated record. Gene Ontology annotation, cellular component: nucleus; DNA replication factor C complex. Gene Ontology annotation, biological process: DNA-templated DNA replication; DNA repair. Bases 1 to 951 code for a protein of 316 amino acids. The transcript has a single exon. Gene Ontology annotation, molecular function: ATP binding; ATP hydrolysis activity; DNA clamp loader activity.
AUGGAGGCUGUUAGCAAUGAAGCUCUAACAGAGAAAUACAGACCACAGCUCUUGCGCGAUCUAGUUGGGAACUCGUACAUAACGUAUGCCCUGCAGGCAAUAGUGAACUCUGGGAACAUUCCGCACUUUUUGUUCUUUGGCCCGCCUGGGACUGGGAAGACCACAGCAGCAAAGGCUAUAUGCAGAGAAGUUCUGAAGAAAAUAGACGGGAAUGUGAUGGAGCUGAACGCAUCGGACGAAAGAGGUAUUUCGGUGGUGCGAGACAAGAUCAAAGUAUUUGCAUCGACGUUCGGGAUAUCUUCAAAGAUGAAAAUAGUUGUUUUGGAUGAAGCCGACUCGAUGACAAAAGACGCACAAAAUGCUCUUCGCAGAAUCAUUGAGAUAUACUCUAAAAGUGUGCGCUUCAUCAUCAUAUGCAACUACUCCACCAAGAUCAUCCCGGCAAUUAAGUCAAGGUGUGCACCGUUCCGGUUUGGUCCUGUCAAGGUCUCUGAAAUGAAAGAGUUCAUCAGGAAGAUAGUCCAGAACGAGAGCAUAGAGAGCACAGAGAAAGGGAUAUUGAGAGUGUGCGAGCUUGCAUACGGUGAUCUUAGAAAGGCUGUGAACAUGCUGAACAGUCUGAUGAUCACAAAAGAGCCCAAGAUUACCACAGAAAGAGUAAACGAGUACUACAAAGAAGUAAAAAAAGAAGAAAUAAAAUCUCUCUUUGAAAAGAUGUACUCCAGUGGGUUUAAAGAGGUAAAAACAGAGAUAACAAAGAUAAAAAGAGAGUACGGCCUCGGGCUCAAGGAGAUAGUGAAUGAAAUAGCAGAGAUCAUAAAGAAUGAAGAAAAAGAGAACAUCCUAGAAGAAAUGGUGCACCUGUCAGAGAUAGAGUACCGGAUGGCAAAGGGAGCAGCAGAGGAAGUGCAAGAAAAUGCGCUUAUAUCCUACUUCACGUGCAAAGAAUAA